This is a messenger RNA of Myripristis murdjan (pinecone soldierfish), 1748 nucleotides long. RefSeq names its product mitochondrial transcription termination factor 1 (gene mterf1). The record is from RefSeq and is a predicted model, not a curated record. Lineage: Eukaryota; Metazoa; Chordata; Actinopteri; Holocentriformes; Holocentridae. The coding region runs from base 196 to 1362 and encodes 388 amino acids. Gene Ontology annotation, cellular component: mitochondrial matrix. The transcript is spliced from 2 exons. Gene Ontology annotation, biological process: termination of mitochondrial transcription; regulation of DNA-templated transcription. Gene Ontology annotation, molecular function: double-stranded DNA binding.
CUCAGGACGUCUCGCGAGACUUCGCACAUGCUCCGUUUCGGUUUCCUCUAAAGUCUGCUGCUCCGGACUGUCACUCUCAGUACAAUGCUUAUAUUUUCGAGUAACAGUAUUAAGCCACCUUAUAGUAUGGGCCAUUUAAGAAACUGAACGUAUGAGGUUUGCCGGCAUGUCUCCUUGAAGACCCACUCAUUGAAAAUGGCAGCAGUAGCUGGAGUGAGGGUGCUCCUGCACCUCCACCUCCACCGAUCGGCAGCCCUGCAGUGCAGCUUCGCCCUCUUUCCUGUACAGCUUGCAUCGACCCGCCUUCCCAGGAGGCUUUGCACCGUCACUGGGAAAAUCAGCGAGGCGAAGCUGGUGGUGCACUCGGAGAAUGAGUCUCUGCUGGAGAACCUGAACCUCAUGGGGGUGGACGUGAAGAUGGCCCGCCAGCGCCAGCCCGGGGUGUUUCGUAAAGUCAUCACCAAUGAGCACGGCCUUGCCCAGUUCCUGCAGACCAAAGGGGCCAGCCGCAAAGUGAUCGCCAGCAUCAUAUCUCGCUUUCCCCGCGCCAUCACCCGCUCAGUUGACCACCUGGAACAGCGCUGGGAGCUGUGGAGAAACAUCUUUAAGAGCGAUGAGGAAAUCGUGAGCAUCCUAGAUCGCUCGCCCGAGUCUUUCUUCCGGUCUAGUGACAACAAGAACUUAGAGGAGAACAUAAUGUUUCUGACCUCACUAGGACUCAACUCCAAAGACCUCCACCGGCUGCUGACCACGGCGCCGCGGACCUUCUCCAACAGUGUAGAGCUCAACAAGCAGAUGGUGGAGUUUCUGGAAGACGUCUGUGCAGAACUCGGUGGAAAGGAUCCAGAACAGUUUGCUAAAGCUAUCCUGUCCAGAAACCUGUAUAUUUUCAUUCGAAGCACUAAAAGGGUUAAGAAAAACAUUGACAUUUUGAAAGCUGCUCUCAAGUUUAGCGAUGCUCAACUACUAGCUCUUCUGCAAGGCCCUGGGGCCGAAAUCCUGGACCUUUCCAACGAGUAUCUGAAAAAGAACAUCAAAAGCCUUCAACAGAAAAUGGUUUUGCUCGGUUGUCGGAAAUCUGACAUAAAAAAACUGAUAGUCACCUACCCAAUGGUGCUAUAUAUCGGGACAGAAACACUAAAUUCAAAACUGGAUUGUCUCCUGAAUGGAGGAAUAACAGUGCAGCAGAUACUGGAGAAGCCUAAAGUUCUGGAUUAUAGCACCCAAAAUAUUAUGGGGCGACUGGAGGAGCUGCAGCGGGUGGGAUAUGACUUCAAAAAGCAUGGCAUCAACAUCCUGGACACCAGUCGAAAGCGCUUUGUUGCAAAGAUAGAAAAACUUUCCGCCUCACCAGAUGAGUGAAUGUAUGUCAGCAUGUCGGAUGGUGAAGGAUGCCAGUUUUUUUUUUUUUUUCUAAGUCAGUUUCAGGAUCAGUUUCUCAGUAAAGCUUUUUAAUCAUCUAAGAACUACAAAAAAUCAAAAUAUCCAACUGUAUUCCCUUAAAUGUCAUCUCAUUGUAAGACUUUGUUAUAUUUUGUGAUUUAAUGAUGAAAAAGUUUUUCAAUAAGAUUUACAGUUGCUUAAAAAGUGGCACUCCUUCAUUAUUCAGUUGUUGCACUGAGAAUUAUUUCAAAAAGCAGAUUAUUUUAUUUUUGUUUGUCUGUUUGCUCAAGUUGGCUUCAUGCUGGAAAGGAUGUUCUUGACAUUCAUAUGGAAAGUUAUUGUCCAAAUAAAGACCUGUUACAUUU